UAUGAUCAAACAACGAGAAUGAUUGUUGACAACAAGGUCGCCAUCAAUAAUCAAAAUGAUACUGUUGUUUUUAACAACAAUGUUUGGCCAUCUGAAUUAUCAUCAAUUAUAAGCGGUGGUGGUGCAAGUAGUACAUCGAAAUCAAUUUUAUCGAAUAAUACAAAAAAAUUACAACAUAAUGAUCAUGAUGAACAACAUGCCGGUCUAAUUGCUCAACGUGAUUAUCGUUUUGAAUCAUACAAACCUACAUCAUCUUCAUCAUCAUCAUCAUCAGUCAUUAUUGGUGAUGAACCGACAGUUAUAAAUGAUAUCCGUAGAUCCUGCAAUAAAUCCUCAAAAAAUGUGACAAAAUCAACUAAUCAUCAACAGCUUCAUCGACCAAAAUCCGAACAUAAUCUUAUCAGUCAUCAUCAACAGCAUCUAAAUCAAAAAAAUCAACCACUUAAAAAACCAAACAAAUGGCCAACAACAAAUGAUUUGAUCGGCACAACAGAUGAAUUGCUAAAAAAUCGCUUGUUUGCGAAACAGGCAUCUUUAACUAAUCAGCCAUAUAAUGAUGUAAUCGACACAAAUGGUCAAUCAACAUUCACAAAUGAUCAUAAUGAAGAACCAACUGGCUUACAAACAUUUUUUGGUGAUUCAAUGCGUACCAAAAAGAAUCAUUAUCAACAAAAACAACAAAAUCAAAAAAUUUCUCCAACAGAACAAACAAUCAUAUCGAAUUCAAUAUUUUUAGGUAAUGAAGAUGAUUUCUCAUUGUCUUCAAGAAACAGUCGUUCGAGUAAAGAUUCAUUAACGGGACCUAAUCAAAAGACAAAUGUUAAUCACAACAAUAAAAGGAAAAGUAAGAAAACAAACUUAGACAAGUUGAUUAUUCAAACACAAAUGACAACAGAAUCACCUCAGGAAAAUGAUAGGCUAUCAUCCUCAAGAUUAUAUGAAAAAGAUUCGGAUAAUAACAAUCGUUCAUUGAAACUUUAUUUACCAACCGAACAAAACAGUAAUAGUAAUAAUAAUGGUGCCAAUUUAGGAGUAAAAGGAUUCAAUAAAAGUUCACGCGUUGAAACAUGGUCAACAAUGAUUGCAGCAACAGCAUCAGAUGUUUCUGCAUGCAAUCUAUGUCAAAUGGAGUUGGAAAAUUGUGAUAAAUGUUGCAGCUUUUGUCAAGCAAUUGAACAACAUAAACGAAAAUUUCGUAUCGAAUGUCAGUGCGAAAAAGAUGACAUUGGUUGUGAGAAUAAUAUAAAUGAUGAUAUCAUUCUUGAUGAUAUGACCAUGGAAAACUUUCAUACAAAUUUUAAUCAUAAUGAUAAUAAUUGCUCAACUACAAUCGCGAAUAACAAUAGGGAACGUUUACUCAGACAGCCAACAGAAUCAAUUAAUAACAAUCAACGGUUACCAUCUCAAUGCCGUCCACCGGAUCCUACAUUUUUUAGCCGUAUACGACGUCUUAGUUGGCAAUCAUUGUUUGGAAGUUCACGUAAAAAAGCUAACGGAUCUCGUCUAUGGAAUCGAUUACGUACGGGUAGUCAAAGAUUAAGAGGAAGUCGGCGAUAUUUUCAGAAUAAAAGUAGAAUUUUUCUUCCACAAACACCAAAUUUAAGCAACAAUACCGAUUCUUCCAACGAUCAUCGACAAAAAUCAAGGGAAAAUUGUCCGAAGAAUUAUGCUAAUCGUUUUUUCUAUGAUGAACAUUAUUUAAAGCCACCAAUCGACCAACAACAUAGACUUAAACAAAUAAAUAAUUAUCAUAACCAUCAUGAGAACAAUCAUAAGACCGUAAAGAAAGAUGACAACAACAGCAAUGUAGAAAAUUCAAUUCGAACCGAUGAGAAAAUCACCGAAACGAAUGAUAAUGAUAAUAAAAGAAAUAUGUUAAUGUUUCACGCUGUUGAAAACAUGAAAAUUAACAAUAAUAGUAAAACAAAAUCCGUGAUCAAACAUCAACAACAACAGCAACGUAAUAAGCUAAAUAAAACAAUAGAUAGAAACCAUUCAUCGGCUUUUGUUGUUAUCGAUAAUGAUGAUGAUGAAAAUAUUAAACUACAUCCAUCGAGACAUUCAGAAUUACAAAUGAAAUCUAUGGUUAAUUUCAAUAAAAAAAUUCAACAACAGCAAAAACAACUGUUACAUGAUUCAGCCGAUUUCAUCAGCCCAUUUUUUAUUAGCCAUCCUGGAAAACAAUCGAAAAUCGAUACCAAUAAUCCCAAUCAUCAUCUCGAAGCAAAAAUGGCCGGACUUGGUCUCAACGGCAUCAGCAUAUCAUCGGAUUCCGGAAUGGAAGAAUACGAUUGUCAUUCGAGUGCUGAACAUAGUCCUUCUGGAAAUUAUUAUCGACAUCAAAAUUCAUGGCUGCAAUCAAGUAAUGAUGCGAUAAUGCAAAAAUCUGAUAUUUUAAGGAUUUCUAACAAAAAUUUACAUCCUUUUAAUUGCAUCGAUGAGAUGAACAAUCAUUCCACUUUAAUGGAAAAUUCAAAAACAAGUUCAUUAAUAAUGCCAUAUACACGAGAUUUUCGACGUAAAGCUGGUCAUUGGUCUAAUACGAAUCUCGAAAGUCAAUUGGAUUUUAUUCCUUGAUGUUUCUAUUGAUUGAUUCAUUGAAAAAAAAUAUUUUUAUAUAAAGAAUCAUUCUCUAAAACUAUGAUAAAAAGUU
Dermatophagoides pteronyssinus (European house dust mite) is the source of this 2653-nucleotide messenger RNA. RefSeq lists its product as uncharacterized. The record is from RefSeq and is a predicted model, not a curated record. NCBI's taxonomy places the organism in Eukaryota, Metazoa, Arthropoda, Arachnida, Sarcoptiformes, Pyroglyphidae.